CCGAUAAAGUCGUUACUACAAUUUCAGAAGUGGGAUACCCUAUUUUUUUGUCCCUAUAAGUAGAAACGAUAAUCGGUUUAAAUGUCUCGCCUUCGUAGAAGUCCGACUCGAAUCCGUCAAGAGCCAGCUGUUCUUGCUGAAAUCGACGAAGAAGUUGAGAAUGGCUCAAGUCAAUCUGUAUGCCCUUCAGAUUCAGCAAAUCAAAUUGCCGACACCCAAGCAAUACGAAAUACCGGUGACGAGGUUCAACAAGUUCCCAUGUCGCUCAUUUCACCCGCUGCGCAAAUAAUGAAUAAUUAUAAUCAAACUCCAAUGCACCCGGACGAUGUUAAGAAGUUGGUUCCUUUAUUCAACCCUGAUGAAACUACGUCAAAUCUGUGGCUGGAUGUUUUAGAAAAUUUGAAGAAAAUUUAUGCUUGGCCAGAUUCUUCCGUUCUUCAUUACGCUGUGACCAGGUUAGGAGAGGUUCCACGUCUGUGGUAUGAAGCCGUACGUGUUAAGAUUGCUAGUUGGGAAGAUUUUAAAACAGAAUUAAGAAAAGGAUUUCCAAAUAUCGUUGACGAAGCAGAUGUUCAUUUUCGGUUGAUGAAGCGUUUAAAAAGGUUAGACGAAAGUUAUGAAAAAUACGUGUACGAAAUAAUGGCAAUCGGGAGAACAGUCAACCUCAGCGAAUCAGCUCUUGUCAAAUAUGUGGUCCAUGGAAUUCAAGACAUUUCCCUUCAAGCGAUGUUGUCUAUGCAGAAAUUUGAUUCGGUCAUGGAGAUAAUUGCUUGUUUGAAACGGUUCGAGUCUUUGAAUGUUAUGAAGCAUCCUCAAAAUUUUCAACAGUCAACUGUAGAUAACCGUUGGGUUUGCCAUAAUUGCAAUGAAGUUGGUCACAUUUCUAGAAACUGUAUGAAAACGGCUGUCAAAUGCUCACAGUGUGGUCGAUCUGGUCAUCUUUUCAAGUUCUGUCGUGGUGGAGCCCCAAAUCAUUUCAAUCAGAAUUUGGACUUAGGACAUUCCAAACCUACGACCACCGUCUACACAUCGAAAUUUGGUUUUCAAGCUGCUGAUGUUAAUCGAGGAAGCACUGCAGGCUAAGGUAGUCCCGGACGAGACCAUGUACCCGGAUUGUAUUAUUGGACGCGAUUUUAUUCGAGAAAAUGAUGUCAAAAUUAUUCAUGAGCGGGACUUGAUAACAAUUCAACGAAAAUCAUUUUUCCACAAAAACAAAUCUGACAAUAUUGAUGAAGCUAAGAAUUUUCUUAAUGA
Molecule: messenger RNA, 1254 nt
Organism: Armigeres subalbatus
Lineage: Eukaryota; Metazoa; Arthropoda; Insecta; Diptera; Culicidae
Exons: 2
Coding region: 82-1083 (333 amino acids)
Molecular function (GO): zinc ion binding; nucleic acid binding
Source: RefSeq, a predicted model, not a curated record